AUGAACGACAUAAUCACGCAAGUUUCUCCAGAUACUGCAGAGUCCGCCCCGAUUCUGCAAGAACAGCAACAACAGCAACAAAACACGCAGUAUGAAGGUAACGAGGAGGAUUAUGGUGAUUCACUAAUUCAUCUGAACAUCCAAGAAAAUCAUUAUUUUAUCACCAGAGACCAGUUGAUGUCCCUACCCGAAUCCUUAUUGCUAUGUUUAUUUCCCUCAGGUGUUUUUUUGGACCGUUGUGGCCAAGUUAUUUCCAAUUUGACUAGAGACGAUGAAGUUUAUAUCGUCAAUUUUCCUCCUGAUUGUUUUGAGUACAUCAUGGAGAUCUACACAAAGGCACACGAUGACUUGUAUAAUCAUCCUGUGGAGAAAUUUUUUGACAGGCCAUCGAGUAGUUUUGUUUCCAAUGCAAAGGGAUUUUUUGGGUUGAGUAAUAACAAUUCAGCUUCAAGCAACAAUGAACAAGAUAUCUUACACCAAAAGCCCGCUAUUAUUGUUUUGAGAGAAGAUUUGGACUAUUAUUGUGUGCCCCAGGAGGAGUUCCAGUUUGAUUCUACCAAUGAAGAAAAUAAUGAGGACCUGUUGCGACAUUUUAUGGCUCAAGUGAAAAUGGCUGCUGGCAGUUAUUUAACUUCAAAGACAUCAAUUUUCCAAGGUUUGUAUUCCUCAAAUAGACUAAAGCAACAACAGCAGAGUGAAAAGGAUGCUAAUUCUUCUUCAAAAGCAAAAUCUACUUCAAAGAAAUUGGGACCUGCUGAACAACACCUGAUGGAUAUGCUGUGUUCCUCCGGGUUUACGAAGGAGACUUGUUGGGGUAACAGAACUCAAGAAACUGGUAAAACAGUCAUAAGUUCACUAUCUCUCUGCCGAUUGGCUAACGAAACCACUGAAGGGUUUCGGCAAAAGUUCGACGAUGCAAAGGCCAAGUGGGAAGCAGAGCACAAGCCCCAAGAAAACUUCAUUACCCCAAUGCAAUCCAAUAUAUCGAUUAACUCACUAUCUGCAAGUAAAUCUAACAGUACCGUUUCCACAGCCAGGAAUGUCACAGGAGGAAGUUCGGUACCUUCUGCCACUCGCGACAAGAGAAAAUCAAGGCUGUCGAAACUGGCAGAUAAUGUUCGUUCUCACUCCUCCUCAAGAAACAGUUCGCAAACCAGAAGCAAGCUACCAGAAUUGCCUAAACUGUAUGAUCUAGUGCCUAAACCUAAUAUCAACGCUAAGCUGCUAUUAUUUUGGAGAAAACCAGCCCGUAAAUGCUGGUGGGGUGAAGAAGAUAUCGACCUAGAAGUGGAGAUCUUUGGCUUUUGGAAAGAUGAAUCAAAGAGGCUCAUUGAGCUUGUUUUGCCAACAAAUGUGGACCCCGAAGCAGAGCUACAUAAAAUCAUUGUACCAGUCCGAUUACAUAUUCGUAGAGUUUGGACUUUGGAGUUGAGUGUUAUUGGCGUGCAGUGA
Saccharomyces mikatae IFO 1815 is the source of this 1452-nucleotide messenger RNA. It is a transcript of the gene WHI2, whose product is annotated as Whi2p. The transcript has a single exon. Gene Ontology annotation, molecular function: RNA binding. Gene Ontology annotation, cellular component: nucleus. The coding region runs from base 1 to 1452 and encodes 483 amino acids. NCBI's taxonomy places the organism in Eukaryota, Fungi, Ascomycota, Saccharomycetes, Saccharomycetales, Saccharomycetaceae. The record is from RefSeq and is a predicted model, not a curated record.